Messenger RNA from Megalops cyprinoides (Indo-Pacific tarpon), 1637 nucleotides. RefSeq names its product cornifelin homolog B-like. Lineage: Eukaryota; Metazoa; Chordata; Actinopteri; Elopiformes; Megalopidae. Bases 190 to 570 code for a protein of 126 amino acids. The transcript is spliced from 4 exons. The record is from RefSeq and is a predicted model, not a curated record.
UGUUUAGGCAAGUGCAGGUCUGACUGGCUAGACUGGGUGCUUUCAUGCACUUUGAUACCACAUCCAGCCUCCAUUUCUGCCUCCUCUGCACUCUCUGUGCUGGAUAAAGUCACCCGCUUCCUGUCCCAGAGUCAUUUCGGGAGUCAGGCGUAGGCGCACGCACCCACACCACACAGAAGCUUGUUAACCAUGGCGAAGAUGAUAGUCCAGCAACCACAGCCAUUCGUGGUGGCCACUGACUCCAACCAAUGGAGCAGUGGCAUCUGCAAUUGCACUGAAGACAUGGCUAGCUGCUGCUUUGCCUUCUGGUGCUUUCCGUGCUUCGCCUGUAAGACGUCGCGGGAUUACGGGGAGUGUCUCUGCCUGCCACUGUUGGACAGCUUCGGCCUCAUCCCCCCCAUCACCCUGUCCAUGAGGGUCUCCAUGCGCCAACGCUACGGCAUCCUGGGCAGCAUAUGCAACGACUGCCUGUACUCAUUCUUCUGCGGGCCCUGCGUCUGGUGCCAGAUGUCCCGGGAGAUGAAGAUGCGUCUGCAACCCAUCACCCUCGUCAACGCCAGGGCCAAGUAACCACCUUCCUCACCUUCAUCUUUAUCACCCUCAUCAACGCCAGGGCCAAGUAACCACCUUCCUACCUAUCACCCUCAUCAAUGCCGGGGCCAAAUAACCACCUUCCUCACCUUCAUCUUCAUCACCCUCAUCAACACCAGGGCCAAGUAACCACCUUCUUCACCGUCAUCUUCAUCACCUUCAUCUUCAUCACCCUCAUCAAUGCCAGGGCCAAAUAACCACCUUCCUCACCUUCAUCUUCAUCACCGUCAUCAACAUCAGGGCCAAGCAACCACCUUCCUCACUCUCAUCUUCAUCACCGGCAUCUUCAUCACCUCACCAUCACCAUCCUCUUCUUCAUCCCAACUCAACCGCAGACCCCUCACUCCUACCCUGAGGAGACGUUUCUGACACUCUGUCUCACAGUUCAGUAAAAGUGUCACUCUGCCUCAUAAACUGCCAGGUUCAGUGAUCACCAAGGUUAGUGAAAACGAAUUUGCAAGUCAAAUGUUGAAAUCCAGCAAGUUGUCUCAAUUCCAGUUUAUAAUUGCCAUAAAAAGUUGUCUGACAUUGUAAUAAUGUUGUGUAAAUGUAACAGGUUGUGAGAAUCUCAAGUGAGAUGAGCCCUCAGAAUGAUCCAGAUUAUGUUAAUACCAUUGAUUACACAAUACACGGAAACGCAAACUGUGUGCUGAGCCCAAGGGAGUGUGUAAAUUGACCUGCGUUUCUGCACCGUCUUAUCUGCUUUGCGACAGUGAGAUCUGAAUGGUUGUAAAUAGGUAAACAAAUUGCAAAUGACUGCUAGUAAAUAAUUGCUUUCGUGCAUAAAAUUUGUUUGUAAUGACACGGGGUAUUACCUUAUAGACGUUAUCAGUUUUCAGUUCUGACCGCUAUCAGUUAUAGCGUUAUAGACGUUAUCAGUUCAGCCUUUAAUUAGGGUUUUUAAAGUGAAGUACUCCAAAAAUUGCUGAAGUAUUAUUGUAGGACACAUGUCACACACACACACACACACACACACACACUUUACUAUUAGAAGACAAAUACAUUGAUAGAUUUCUGGCAAGAAAUAAAGGACUACUUUUCUUUCA